GCUGCCUAAACGUUCCCCUGCAAAACGCGACUUGGCCCUGCCACAACUCCAGUACCAACUAGCCUUUCCUCUCUGUACUUAAACAGGAGAGGGGCCGUGAGUGAGAAACUGGAGAAGGGGGCACACAGAAAAACCUGGGCGCCCAGGGUUCAGGCUCCAGCUUGCUCCUCAGUGCCUCAGUUGGAGGAGAAAAGUUUGUGAAUUAGGCCUCCAAGUUUUGGGGGGCCCGAGUUUGCGGCGAGGGGUGAGAGAAAGCUCUUUGGAGAUUCCCCCAUGGAGUCCUCUCAGCCUGCAGAGGACCUCAGCCUGACUCAGCAGCCCCCCAUCCUAGAAUUUGGGGACCCUGAAGAUCCCAUCGAUGAGGCCCCAGAUGGCUCAGACACAGUGGUGCUCAGUCUCUUUCCCUGCACCCCAGAGCCUGGGAAUCCUGAACCAGAUGCUGGUGCCUCAUCACCUCAGGGCAGCUCCCUGAAGCACUCCACAACCCUCACCAACCGGCAGCGGGGAAAUGAGAUCUCAGCCCUGCCGGCCACCCUGGACUCCCUGUCCAUCCACCAGCUCGCAGCCCAGGGAGAGCUGAGCCAGCUGAAGGAGCAUCUGAGGAAAGGCGACAACCUCAUCAACAAACCGGACGAGCGUGGCUUCACCCCCCUCAUCUGGGCCUCUGCCUUUGGAGAAAUCGAGACCGUCCGCUUCUUGCUUGAGUGGGGUGCCAACCCCCACAUCCUGGCCAAGGAGCGGGAAAGUGCCCUGUCACUGGCCAGCACAGGUGGCUACACAGACAUUGUGGGGCUGCUGCUUGAGCGUGAUGUGGACAUCAACAUCUACGACUGGAAUGGAGGGACGCCACUGCUGUAUGCCGUGCGUGGGAACCACGUGAAGUGUGUAGAAGCCUUGCUGGCUCGAGGAGCUGAUCUCACCACUGAGGCUGACUCUGGCUACACCCCUAUGGACCUCGCCGUGGCUCUGGGAUACCGGAAAGUGCAACAAGUGAUUGAGAACCACAUCCUCAGACUCUUCCAAAGUAAUCUGGUGCCCGACGACCCCGAGUGAAGACCGUCACCUGUCCCCCAGGGACUCAGACACUCAGGGAACAAGAUGGUUGACCCAGAGUUGGGGGAACCCAAAACUGGCUUCAAAGGCAGCUCCUGGACAGAUGGUGGGAGAGGGUCCUUGCCAGGAGAAAUCAAUAAACCUGUGCAGAACUUGAAA
Messenger RNA from Phyllostomus hastatus (greater spear-nosed bat), 1212 nucleotides. RefSeq names its product regulatory factor X associated ankyrin containing protein (gene RFXANK). Bases 274 to 1053 code for a protein of 259 amino acids. The record is from RefSeq and is a predicted model, not a curated record. Gene Ontology annotation, biological process: regulation of transcription by RNA polymerase II. Gene Ontology annotation, molecular function: protein binding. Lineage: Eukaryota; Metazoa; Chordata; Mammalia; Chiroptera; Phyllostomidae. The transcript is spliced from 10 exons. Gene Ontology annotation, cellular component: nucleus.